CGUUUGGCGCUUGUCUGGCAAAUGUCUUUGUCAUCUCUGUAGAAAUUGCGCGCUGACAGUGACAUCAACAUUAUUCUUCCUCUUUCAAAGAGCAAAUGAAGACGUCAAGAGAUCAAAGUUGACCACCACGCAGUUUCUUCCCUAUUUCAAACUCUUCGUUUGACUGUUGCCUCUCCGUGUAGCUUUCUUUCUUUAACCGUGACAGCGACUUUAAUGUAAUCUGUGGUUGUGGGCGUUAAAGAGACACUUCUGAGCAAUAACUUUACGUCGUAAAGAAGAUGGCUUUACUGUUCUGCGAUGCCUUUUGGGGUGCUGACUUUACUGACCAAUCGGGUUAUGAAGCGAUAUUGCAGAGGUUACAGGAUGGCAGACACAUGUGCAAAGAUGUAGAAGAACUGUUAAAAAUGAGAGCACUAGCGGAGGAGAAGUACGGCCGAGAUCUGGUGGCAAUUGCUCGGAAGGCAGAAGGUCAAACUGAAAUUGGAACAUUAAAGGCCUCGUUUGACAAAUUAAAAGCAGAAAUUGAGAAGACAGGAAACCUGCACAUCCAGCUAUCUGAAAGGAUAAAGGAGGAAGUUCAGAAAAUAGAGGCAUUUCGAGAGCACCAGAGGGAACAGAGAAAAAAGCUUGAAGAGAUUAUUGAAAAACUUCAGAAGCCUAAAAUGCUGUUGCACAAGAAGACCAUGGAGUCAAAAAGGUUACAUGAGCAGAGGUGUAAGGAGGCAGAAGAGGCUGAGCAAGCAGUGGGGAAGAAGACAAAUGUGACCACCUCCACCCACCGGCAAUCAGAAAAGGUGAUGAACAGGGCGCGGUUAUGCAGGCAGGCAGCCAACCUUGCAGAAAAGCAAUACAAAUGGAAUGUUGAUCAACUAAAAAAAAUGUGCCAGGACUGGGAAAGCACAUACAGGAGUGCAUGUGAGGUGUUCCAGCAGCAGGAGUCUGAGCGCAUUAAUAUCUUGCGCUGUGUGUUAUGGGAUCAUUGCAAUCUGCUGUCCAUGCAGUGUGUCCAGGAUGAUGACUGCUGUGAGGAAGUAAGAAUGAUUUUAGAGCAGUGUGACAUCAUCACUGACAACAACUGCUUCAUUAAAAUGAAAAAGACGGCCUGUCGUCCUCCAGCUCCCAUUGAGUUUCAGAGUUACUCUGAUAUGGACGCUAAUGGAGGAGUCAGGAGUGUUGAAACGAAGAGAUUAUCUGUCAUGCUUCCAGGGAUGUCUUUCAGUGGGUAUCCUGAAGCAGCCAGUAAUUCAGCUGGAUCAGACACAUCUGCUCAACAAACAGGAGGAGGACCUGAGAAGUACAUGGUGAUAUAUGAUUUUAAAGCUCAGGAAGAUGAUGAGCUGUCUGUCAGUAAAGGACAAGUUGUCACAAUCACUGAGAAAGGCGAGGAUGGGUGGUGGAGAGCGUGGAGGGAUGGAAUAUCCGGGCUAGUCCCUGGAACAUACUUGACCAAAAUCUCACCACAGAGUCACAGUACACGUCUUGCGGCUGCUCAUCCUGAUCAUAAUCCCAUCAAAUAGAGUUUAGUAGUCAUUACACCAAGCCUGUGGAUUAGUUCAGCAUGCAGAUUGAUGUAGUGUGAUUACGUCAGUGUAGCAAUCUAGCAGUAAAUCAUACUAUGAAGACAUUAGCUUUCUUGACAGGCAUUUUUUGGAUUUUUUAACAAUCUUUAAGUGAAUAUAAAUUAUUCUAAAGUUGUUCGUAUAAUGGUACUGAUCUCAAUACAGUUUAAUCCAGUUUUUAUCAUGGUGUGUAUUUAAAAAAUAUUCAACAAAAAGUUAUAUGACUUGUAUUAGAAUUAUGAAUUAUAAAGUUUAAUUUUUUUUUUACAAUUACUUGUAAUGUCUGUACUGUAAUAUAUAUAAAUAUAACACUGUAAUGUAUACAUUUAGUUUUAUCAAUUUUGUAAUAUAUUGUUAUAACUUAUUUGUCUGCUAAAUGUUGUAAUUUACAUGUUCACUCAGUUCACUCAAAAAAGGACUCAGAAAAAAGGACUCAUAACCCAUAUGUCUCAGCAAUGCAUUCAGAAAUGUAAAUGCAUGAUUAAAUUGAAAUGCACACCAAAUAAAUUCACAGAAAUAUGCAAACAUCUGA
This is a messenger RNA of Onychostoma macrolepis, 2091 nucleotides long. RefSeq names its product proline-serine-threonine phosphatase interacting protein 1b (gene pstpip1b). The coding region runs from base 279 to 1517 and encodes 412 amino acids. Gene Ontology annotation, molecular function: actin filament binding. Gene Ontology annotation, biological process: actin filament polymerization. The record is from RefSeq and is a predicted model, not a curated record. Gene Ontology annotation, cellular component: actin filament; cytoplasm; plasma membrane. NCBI's taxonomy places the organism in Eukaryota, Metazoa, Chordata, Actinopteri, Cypriniformes, Cyprinidae. The transcript has 15 exons.